Molecule: messenger RNA, 1503 nt
Organism: Phacochoerus africanus (Common warthog)
Lineage: Eukaryota; Metazoa; Chordata; Mammalia; Artiodactyla; Suidae
Gene: ZDHHC21
Product: zinc finger DHHC-type palmitoyltransferase 21
Biological process (GO): peptidyl-L-cysteine S-palmitoylation; protein targeting to membrane
Cellular component (GO): Golgi apparatus; endoplasmic reticulum
Molecular function (GO): protein-cysteine S-palmitoyltransferase activity
Source: RefSeq, a predicted model, not a curated record
GGUGGAGGUGGGAGGAGGCGGAGGGGGAAGAGCCGCCGGCGGCCGCAAGAGCAGCAGCGGCGAGAGGUGAACCCCCUGCGCAGAUUUCUCAUGGCGAACUGUUACUGAGGAGAGAUCCGUUUGUUGUGAUGUAAUAAAAGAAUGAAUCAAAAUAAAACCUCUAAAUGCAAGUAACCAGAAAAAUUACAAUACAUCUCAGUGAAUUUGCAAGUGGUUCAUCUUUCCUUGUGGGUUGGCAGGCAGUCGUAGGACUGCAAAAUGGGUCUCCGGAUUCACUUUGUUGUUGACCCACAUGGUUGGUGCUGCAUGGGUUUGAUUGUCUUUGUGUGGUUAUACAAUUUUUUAAUUCCCAAAAUUGUCCUCUUUCCUCACUAUGAAGAAGGACAUAUUCCAGGCAUACUGAUAAUAAUAUUCUAUGGCAUUGCCAUAUUUUGUCUGGUCGCCUUAGUGAGGGCCUCAAUCACCGAUCCAGGAAGACUCCCUGAGAACCCAAAGAUCCCACAUGGAGAAAGGGAGUUCUGGGAAUUGUGUAACAAGUGUAAUUUGAUGAGACCAAAGCGUUCCCAUCACUGCAGCCGCUGUGGCCACUGUGUAAGGAGAAUGGAUCAUCACUGUCCAUGGAUUAACAAUUGUGUUGGUGAAGAUAAUCAUUGGCUUUUUCUGCAGUUGUGUUUCUACACUGAACUUCUUACUUGCUACGCACUGAUGUUUUCUUUCUGCCACUAUUAUUACUUUCUUCCACUAAAAAAGCGUAACUUGGACCUCUUCGUUGUUAGACAUGAAUUGGCCAUAAUGAGACUAGCUGCCUUUAUGGGCAUUACAAUGUUAGUUGGAAUAACUGGACUCUUCUAUACACAACUAAUUGGCAUCAUCACAGAUACUACAUCUAUUGAAAAGAUGUCAAACUGCUGUGAAGAAAUAUCCAGGCCCCGAAAGCCAUGGCAGCAGACCUUCUCAGAAGUUUUUGGCACUCGUUGGAAGAUCCUGUGGUUUAUUCCUUUCAGGCAGAGGCAACCACUGCGAGUUCCCUACCACUUUGCCAAUCACGUCUAAACAGAUGGAUGGUGGGCACAGAUGGGUCCUCCAUGCUGGAAAUGCGUUACAGGUUUUCUGAUAAUAGAACUAUGACAGUCUUCAAGUCAAUUAAAAUCCACCCACCAAUCUUAGGCAUCAUAAUGUGCCCCAGGCUUUAUUUUAAUAGUGAUCUUGAUCCUGUUGUGGGACUAAUACAAGAUCUAUAUUUAAGUUUUAAAGCAUGUUUACUUUCAAAUUAGCUUUCCACAGGGAUUUCUUUAAAUGCUUUUGUUAUUAAAUUCAAAAGCAGUGAUGGGGAUGAAAUAAUGGUACAUAAUUUCUUUUAGUACUGACAAUGUUACAGAUUUUAAUUUAUAGGAAAUUUCAUAUGUUUAUUUGAAUUUUUCACUCUUAAGUAGUACUAACCAAAUCUGAAUUUAAUUCUUCAGGUUUUACAAAAGUUGAUACACCUUAUAUGCAGAUUUUCUU